Ruditapes philippinarum (Manila clam) is the source of this 1032-nucleotide messenger RNA. RefSeq lists its product as uncharacterized. Lineage: Eukaryota; Metazoa; Mollusca; Bivalvia; Venerida; Veneridae. Bases 313 to 1032 code for a protein of 239 amino acids. The transcript is spliced from 4 exons. The record is from RefSeq and is a predicted model, not a curated record.
AUAACAUGCCUACGCGCGAUACUGAAUCAUUAAUGUAAAACUAAUUCUCUGUGAUUAAAAUUCAUCUAAAAUAAUAAUAUUUCAAAGGUGAUGCAUCUGACUGAAGAUUUUGACUAAGUGAACACGACCAAAUAUGUAUUAUUUCUUGUUAGAAAUUGGGUAAAAUAUGUCACUUUCUUAACCUUGUUUAGCAGAUUGUUUAGAAGCUAUCGUUAAGAUAUUUAUUUACAUCUAAAUAGAUCUACAUAUCGAUAAUUUUAACUGUCAUAACUGUAUCAUCGCAAAACUUAGUGAUUGUCUCAGUACAGUAUAAUGGAGCUUAACUAUAAACAACUGCUGAUGAUUUUAGUUGCUAUAGCAUCUGAAUCAAAGUCUGAAGUCACUUAUUUUGGAAACAUGAUCUUGACAGAUGGACCAGAAAAUAAUUCAGAGCUAUAUACGUUUGAAAUGGCCUUAAAGGAAAAUGUUGAACACUGCAUUGUGUCAUGUAAGACUAAGAAACAAUGUAAGUUUAUAAAUUAUGAUCAUCGGGCCAAACUUUGCUAUCAUAUUACCUGUGAUAGCACUAAGUUUCUGACUGAAUACGAUAGCAACAUUAAAGACUAUUUAAUUCGGAAACCUGGAUUCAGUUAUGGCGAUAAGAGAGACUGGGACAUGACUGGUUAUGAGAACUGUUCAAACUGCCAUGAUUAUGGUGUCUGCCAAGUUAACAGCGAAGACAAAGAUUUCAAGUGCCUCAACUCGGGGUGCAAACGACCUGAUAUGAAAAAGAACGCCAUUUUGCGCGGGAACAUGUACUCAAUAGGUAAUAAGAUUGAGUAUGAAUGUAAGGAAGGCUUCAAUAAGGCAACCCCAAAACCAAUGACGUCAGUGUGCCUUGAUAAUGGGUCGUGGAGUACUGUUGGAGUAGAAUGCUUACCCGAAGCCGCCUUUGAUGACGAUGCAUAUACAUUUGACAACAAAGUCUACAAAAUCAUCCUGGAGAGAUCAUAUAGCUGGGACGAGGCAGAUGUAGGUUUUUUUAAUUCUUAG